Messenger RNA from Colletotrichum orchidophilum, 3579 nucleotides. RefSeq lists its product as uncharacterized. The transcript is spliced from 3 exons. Lineage: Eukaryota; Fungi; Ascomycota; Sordariomycetes; Glomerellales; Glomerellaceae. Bases 1 to 3579 code for a protein of 1192 amino acids. The record is from RefSeq and is a predicted model, not a curated record. Gene Ontology annotation, biological process: endosomal vesicle fusion; vesicle-mediated transport; autophagy. Gene Ontology annotation, cellular component: fungal-type vacuole membrane; cytoplasm.
AUGGCAUCCGAGGAUCCAAACGACCAGACCUCCUCUGCGUCUAGGAGCUCCAAUGCGAUCGCCCGCAAUGACGGGCCCUUUGUCUUGCGCACAUUGCUGGAGGAUGUGCCCUUGUCGGCAGAUGACGCUGCCGAAGGGACCAAGAUUAAUUGUGUUGAUUACCUAGACCACAACCUAUACAUUGGCACGAGCGCGUCCGAAUUGCUUCACUUUGUCCAAAUCCCAGCCGAUCCAGCCGAUCCAGCCGGACGACCAUCUUUCAUACUUGCUUCCCGUCUCCGACCGGCCUUUGCCGAGACCAGCAACUCGCUUCCUGGCAUUCAACAGAUUCUUCUCUUGCCCAAAGUCGGAAAGGCCUGUGUGCUUUGCAACUGGACUGUCACCUUUUACUCUCUCCCCGAAUUCAGCCCCGUAUUCGGCACCACGCAGGUGAAGAACUGCAAUUGGGUUGGCGGAGUAGACUUGAACGAUCCCCAAGAUGACGUUGACGAACCCGCUGCGGGGGUGUUCAUUCUCCUGUCGUUAAUGCGGAGGAUUCAGGUUGUGAGGAUCGGGGAGGUCGCAAGAGCAGUCAAGAAUAUCGAUGUCUCCGGGACUACAAUAUCAAUCCGACGCGACUCCAUUGCGUGCGUUGCUGAUUCGCGGAGUUACUCCUUGCUCGACGUUGGCAGGCAGCUUAGGAUUCCGCUUAUGACCAUUUCAUCGUUGGACGACUCACAGCCCGCUGGAGAGAUCGGCCAGGCUCAAGACAUCGCCGGAAGUGUAGAUGGCGGUAUCUUGAGAAGUGCCUCGGCCGCUCACAACCGACCGCUCCUAUCUGCCGGUGACCCGCACGGCCAUGCUAGAAGCACGAGCCUGGGCGGUUUACUCAGUGGGGGACGGAGGGACCUCAGUCCUCGAGGAGCUGAUGACCGCACACGACAAGGAUCGUCACCACCAACUCCAUCUGCAAGUCCAAGACCUUCGGGCGAAGGCCCCUUGCCGCCGCCAUUGACAGAUAAGCCCCUGCCAGCUGCGCCUGGUCCUGUAUGGGCGGAUAGCUCCCCAACGAAAACAGCUCCCGUCUUCCUCAAACCUCACAUCGUCUCGCCAACAGCCGAAGAAUUCCUCCUUGUUACGGGUACCGGACCGUUGGACCCCGGCAUCGGCAUGUUUGUGAACCUUGACGGCGACCCAACGAGACCGACUAUCGAGUUUGACAGAUACCCCCGGCAAGUGGUGGUGGACGGUGGGUCAUCUAGCCAGUCAUCGUCCAGGAUGACACUGGGACAGGAAGAAGAGGGAUAUGUCAUUGCAUCCAUGACGAAGGACUCGGAAGCAGGGCUUCGUCAUGGCCUGGAGAUCCAGAGAUGGGAUGCGGACGGGGCUGACCCAGAAACAUCCAAAUGGUGGUUGGAGACGGACACACCAGGAGGAGAUGAAACGACAUCUCUGGGUAUUCGGUCGCUGAUGGGCACCGAUGAGACUCAUUUCGAAGAGAUCGUCGACAGACUUUGCCAAAGAAAAUUCUCCCCUUUCCCUGGAGGAGUAGCCGAAAACCCGAUAUUCUCACCGAGGAGCGCAGAUUCUCGCACCGCAUCGUCUCUAGAGCAGUUGACGAAAGAAAGAGAACUGUUCGAACGUGAUGUGGACUCCCAAGAAGAGGACGCAUUGCCUGAGGGGUGGGAAGACAACAGAAAUGGAGAAGAGAGGGAGUUUGCACGACGACUUGCGAAUGCCAAUUCAAGGAUAGCGGUAUGGGCGGCAGAUCACAUCUGGUGGGCAAUUCGGAACCCAAUGUUGCUGCGGCUGGAAGCUAGACUGGAAGCUGCGUUCGAGCAAGAUGGAACCUCAGACCCAGCCAGGCUCAACCGACGUGCGAUUUUCACGGUACUCAACUCAUUCAGGGGGCAGGAUGCCAAGUCGGAGCUGGAGUUCGUCACGUUCAGUUACCUGCGCCAGCGCGCUGGAGUCCUCCUCCUUACCAACUUAUUGCAUGCGACAGAGACGCCCUUCACAAAUGUUGAGUUGAAAGCCUUGGAGGAAGUUUUGGUGGAGAGUAGUCUGGAUCCUCGCGUUGUGCUAUCUUUAAUACCCAGUCUGCGGAAUGAGAUUGUUGAGAGCCGGAGAGGCAUAUGGAUCUUUGGCGGCGUCAAGAGAACAACAGAGAACUACCUGGAAAGCGAGCAUUUCCACAAAGACAGUCACACAAUAGGGGACCUCGACAGUAAAGUCGUGCAGUUCCUGCGGCGGUUCCUGGCUGCGUGGAGGAAGAAGAAGGGAUUUGGCAGCGUUGCGGACGAAAGCGAGGUGUUCCGGACCGUCGAUGCCGCGUUGUUACUGGUCCUCCUUGAGCUCGACCAGAAUUCGCCCAUGGGCUUGGCGAGGAAGAGCUCGUCUGUCCGGUCGGAGCUAUACGACGUCGUCGAUAAGGGCGUAGACUGCUUCGACCGAGCUGCCUCCCUUUUGGAGUCAUACCACCGCCUCUUCGUGCUGAGUCGGCUAUACCAAAGCCGCAAGAUGGCGGGCGACGUUCUUGCGACUUGGCGGCGCAUCAUUGAGGGCGAGGCUGACUAUGGCGGCGAGCUGCAAGACGGAGAGCAGCGCGUCCGCGAGUAUCUCACAAAGAUUAGCAGCCAGGCCCUUGUUAGGGAGUAUGGUGUCUGGCUUGCCAGCCGCAACCCGAAGCUGGGCGUGCAGAUCUUUGCAGAAGACAAGGGCAAGGCCCCCGGAUUCGAACCCGCGGAAGUGGUGGCCAUCCUCCGUGAAGAGGCUCCAGAUGCCGUCAAAUACUACCUUGAGCAUCUUGUUUUCGGCAAGGGGCACACGGGCUACGUCAACGAGCUCGUCGCAUAUUACUUGGACAUUGUUCUCAGCGAGCUGGAGACGUCACAAGAAAGUCGAGACACGUUUGCCGGCACAUACACAUCAUACAGAGCUCUGCAGGCCCCGAAACCGACAUAUCGACAAUUCCUAACAGAUAACGCCCCCGAAGACGACGAGGUCUGGCAGAGCCGACUGCGGUUACUGCAAUUGUUGGGUGGUGCUCACCAGUACGACGCCGCAGCCAUCAGGGAGCGCAUAUCGGCGCUGCCGGACGAGCUUCUUGUCCCAGAGACCAUCAUCCUUGACGGCCGCGAGAGGCGCCAUGAGGACGCCAUCCGGCUCCUCGUACACAAGCUGGGCGACUACGACACGGCUGUCUCGUACUGCCUGCGUGGUGGUUCGAGUAUCUACACUCGCCCUGACGGCAGGCGGGAGAGCACGCCGACGCACGACAUGCAGGCGCGGCUGUUUCGGGCUGUCCUCGGCGAGUUUCUCACCAUACAGGACGUCAGCGACCAGAUUGAGCAGACUGGCGCUUUGCUCGAGCGCUUCGGGGGCUGGUUCGAUGUCGAUGACGUUCUGGCGCUGAUUCCCGACCAAUGGUCAGUUGAAGUUGUGGCCGGGUUCCUGAUGACGGCCUUACGACGCAUUACGCAGGAAAGGCACGAGACAACGGUCACAAAGGCCCUCAGCUCGGCGGAGAACCUGCGGGUGAACCACGACUUGAUUGUCAAGGUGGAAGAAAAGGGUCCGUCGAUCGAGGUCCCCAACUAG